AUGUACCCAACACGAGUUGUUAAUGCUAUGCAUAAACACGUUCCACUUAUUAAAUUUCUUGGACCAAGAAGUAAAUUUCACAAAGGAGAAACCGUUGAUGCGGUUCCAAAACUACAUCCGGCAGCGCCAAAAUGGACCGAUACUUCAUUUUUCUCUGUGACAGAAUCACAAAAACAUUCAAGUAAUAGCUUUAGAUCUAAAUCAAUUUCAAUGGAUUAUUCACAAUUACCCGAAAAAUAUAAAAGAAAAGGACCUUCGCAUGAGGAAAUAGAAGUGAUCGAACUUGGCGGAGCUGAUCAUGUAAUUCGGUAUAAAGAUGUUCCUCAGACUCAAGUAAUCCUUCAUGAAGAUAAAAAAUAUUACCCAAGUGCAGAAGAAGUUUAUGGACCAGAAGUUGAGACAUUGGUUCAGGAAGAGGAUACACAACCUUUAUCCGAACCAAUUAUUCAACCUAUAAAAAUUAAAAAGUUUCAAGUUCAAGAAAAAGACCUUCCAGAAACUAGAUAUAAAAAAGAGUUUUUGAUGGAUAUGAUGAAUUUUCCCGAGUUGAUCCGGAAUAUUGCCAUUGUCGGUCAUUUACAUCACGGAAAAACGUCAUUCGUUGACAUGUUGGUCAAUGAAACACAUUCAUCAGUUGCCUGGGAUGUUGAUAGACAGGAACGUUACACGGACACGCAUACUUUAGAAAGAGACAGAGGUGUAAGUAUUAAAAGUAUGCCAAUGACUGUUAUAUUACAAAAUUCAAAUAGUAAAUCAUAUUUAUUUAGCAUUCUAGAUACUCCUGGUCACGUGGAUUUUGUUGAUGAAGUUACAGCGGCGCUUCGUUUAUCUGACGGUGCGGUUAUUGUUGUAGACUCAAUUGAAGGGGUUAUGGCUAAUACAGAGCGCCUGAUCAAACACGUUAUACAAGAAAAUUUGUCAUUUACUCUUGUGGUCAAUAAAGUGGAUAGGUUAAUAUUAGAAUUAAAGUUACCACCCAAUGAUGCAUAUUAUAAAUUAAGACAUACUAUAGAAGAGGUGAAUACGAUUAUCAGUCAGUAUGCCUCCGGACAGGAUCUUCGAGUCUCUCCUGAGCGCGGGAAUGUUUGUUUCGCGUCAAGCCAAAUGGGGUGGUGCUUUACCUUGAAAUCAUUUGCUAAACUUUAUGCCGACACUUACAGUGAUUUAAAUGCCGACGAUUUCGCAAAGCGUUUGUGGGGAGAUAUAUAUUUUAAUCCUACAGAAAGAACAUUCAGCAGAAAAUCUUUCGAAAGCAAAAGUAAACGAUCAUUUGUACAUUUCAUUUUAGAUCCGUUAUAUAAAAUUUAUGCGCAGGUGAUUGGUGAAAAUGAAGAUACGUUGAAACGAACAUUAGCUUCAUUAGGUAUCUUUUUGAAAGCUUCACAUUUUCAAUUGGAUGUAAAGCCUUUGUUACGUAUAGUUUUGGACCAAUUUUUUGGUCCGUCAACUGGUUUUGUGGACAUGGUAGUACAGCACAUUCCAUCACCAGAGAAAAAUGCUACUAAUAAGGUGGAACAUGCUUACACUGGUCCUAUGAAUACGAAUGUUGCAAAAGCAAUGUAUAAGUGUGAUUCAGAUGGUCCAUUGAUGGUCUAUGUUACAAAACUAUAUAAUUCUUCGGACGCAUCAACAUUUGACGCUUUCGGUAGAAUUUUAAGUGGCACAGUCAGAAAAGGUCAAUCUGUAAGGGUGCUCGGUGAAGGAUAUUCAAUCGAUGAUGAGGAAGAUAUGACCUUACAAGAAGUUACGAACGUAUGGAUAUUUGAAUCUAGAUAUAGAAUUGAAGUUGAGGGAGUUCCCGCAGGAAAUUGGGUAUUUCUAGGAGGUGUGGAUAAUUCGAUAGUAAAAACAGCUACUAUCACAAAUAAAGACGUAGACGAGGAUUUAUAUAUUUUCCGACCUUUGUCUUUCGUAACUACCGCUGUCCUUAAAGUUGCCGUUGAACCUGUUAAUCCUUCCGAAUUACCAAAAAUGUUGGAUGGAUUAAGAAAAAUUAAUAAAAGUUAUCCUAUUUUAGUAACUAAGGUUGAAGAGUCUGGAGAACAUAUAAUUCUUGGUACGGGCGAAUUAUACUUAGAUUGCGUACUACAUGACCUUCGACGAAUGUAUGCAGAAAUUGAAUUAAAAGUUUCGGACCCUGUUGUCCGAUUUUGUGAAACUGUCGUUGAAACAUCCGCCCUAAAAUGUUUUGCUGAAACACCAAAUAAAAAGAAUAAAUUGACGAUGAUAGCUGAGCCAUUAGAGAAGGGUAUUGCUGAAGAUAUUGAGGCUGGAAAAGUAAGCAUCAAAUGGUCAACCAAGGACAUUGCAAAAUUUUUUGAAGAUAAAUACUCCUGGGAUUUAUUGGCGGCACGUUCAAUAUGGGCCUUUGGUCCCGACGAAAAUGGACCAAACAUUUUAAUGGAUGAUACUUUGCCGACGGAAGUAGAUAAAAAAUUACUUACCUCCGUUAGAGAUUCGAUACGACAAGGUUUUCAAUGGGGUACUCGUGAAGGACCUCUUUGUGAUGAACCCAUACGUAAUGUUAAGUUCAGAAUAUUGGAUGCCGUUCUAGCACCGGAGCCAAUAUAUCGUGGAGGUGGGCAGAUAAUUCCAACCGCUAGACGUGUUUCUUAUUCCGCAUUCUUGACGGCAACUCCAAGAUUAAUGGAACCGGUAUAUUAUGUUGAGAUUCAAGCACCAGCCGAUUAUAUACCAAAAGCCGGUUCUCCAUUAUAUACCGUCAAAGCGUAUAUUCCAGUAAUAGAGGCUAAUGGAUUCGAAACAGAUAUGCGAACUCAUACUCAAGGACAGGCAUUUUGUCAACAAAUGUUUGAUCAUUGGCAGAUCAUUCCUGGUGACCCAUUGGACAAGAGUAUAGUUCUUCGACCUUUGGAGCCAAGUCCUGCACAACAUUUGGCGAGAGAUUUUAUGGUCAAAACGCGUAGACGUAAGGGAUUGUCCGAAGACGUAUCAGUCAAUAAGUUUUUCGAUGAUCCAUUACUUUUGGCCGUGGCACAAUCAGACAUUUUACCUAAUAUUUUGUAA
Molecule: messenger RNA, 3027 nt
Organism: Funneliformis geosporum
Lineage: Eukaryota; Fungi; Glomeromycota; Glomeromycetes; Glomerales; Glomeraceae
Source: the annotation of a GenBank genome assembly